This is a messenger RNA of Strongyloides ratti, 468 nucleotides long. Its product is annotated as U4/U6.U5 small nuclear ribonucleoprotein 27 kDa protein. Gene Ontology annotation, biological process: RNA splicing. Bases 1 to 468 code for a protein of 155 amino acids. Gene Ontology annotation, cellular component: precatalytic spliceosome. Lineage: Eukaryota; Metazoa; Nematoda; Chromadorea; Rhabditida; Strongyloididae. The transcript is spliced from 4 exons. The record is from RefSeq and is a predicted model, not a curated record.
AUGGGACGUGAAAGAUCUCCAAUUACAGAUAGAAGACGAAGAAGAAGUCGCACACGUUCUAAAUCUCCAGUUUAUUCAAAAAGACGAAAUCAUUAUGAUGAUUCACCAGUAAGAAAACACAGAAGAUCUAGAAGUCGUAGUAGGUCACAUGAAGAUUCUAGAAAAGGAAAAUAUACUCCUGAUAGAGAAGAAAAUUCAAAACAUAAAAAUCAAACAUCAAAAGAUUUACAAAAAGAAAGAAAGGAUUCUAAAAAAGAUCAAAAACCAAAACAAAUAAAUGUUGAUAAGAUAAGUGACUGCGAAGAAGAAAUGAUGAAAGUAAUGGGAUUUGGAAAUUUUAGUACAACGAAAAAUAAAAAAGUAGAAGGAAAUGAUGUUGGUUGUGUAAAUAUUAAAAAAAGUCGAAAAUACAGACAAUACAUGAAUAGAAAAGGAGGCUUUAACAAACCUCUUGAUUUUAUUGCAUAA